Rattus norvegicus (Norway rat) is the source of this 3601-nucleotide messenger RNA. The record is from RefSeq and is a predicted model, not a curated record. NCBI's taxonomy places the organism in Eukaryota, Metazoa, Chordata, Mammalia, Rodentia, Muridae.
UUAUUUUUUUUCUACUUUGACAUUUUAAUUCACCCCUUCAAUACUGCAUUCUAAAUUCUAGAGGAAAACAAUCUUAAAUGACCAAGAGUUUCACUGCUGAACAAUUCUGUUUUGCUUGGCAGAAACUCUUCUGCUGACCAAGUCACAUUAGAAUGGUGAAGGUUCUUCACUCAGUCAUGUAUAUCAAAUGAGGGAAAGUAGGGAAGCUGUCAUAAUAUUUAACUUGUAGAAAAAUGCACUCAGAAUUUCAGGAACUAAGUUCAGGAAGUUAAGAUGAAUUGCGUUGUUCCUAACAGGGACAAGUGAAAGAAAUGUAGAAACACAGCUGCAUCAUGAACCUUUUACAGCAUGUCUGUCUUGCUGCCCUUUGUACUGCAUUAUACAAAAAGCCUACUUGGGAUGACUGCCAACAGCUCUUACAGGCCCUCUUAACCUCAAAAACAAAAAAAAAAAAAAAACAAAGAGUGUUCCUAGAGGCCAGAAAGCAUGUUCUGGGAGAUGAUGGGCAUCCCACCCAGCUGCCUGAGGACCAAACUGGGAUUUUAAUACAGCUGAAGGUAAGGGACACCAACGCCUUUAUCGCCAGUUGCUUCUAGCGGGUAUCCGAGGGGCUAUACGACGCCCUACUAAUUUGGCUCAGGUAAAACAGGUAUUACAGGAAGCAGGGGAAACUCCCUCCGCCUUUCUAGAGAGACUUAAGGAGGCCUACCGUAUGUACACUCCCUAUGACCCAGAUGACCCAGGACAAAUGACGAGUGUCUCUAUGUCCUUCAUCUGGCAGGCUGCUCCAGAUAUCAGGACUAAGUUACAGAGGUUAGAAAAUUUGCAGGGCUAUACAUUACAGGAUUUAUUUAAAGAAGCUAAAAAAAAAAAAAAAAGAAGAAGAAGAUAGAGUUCGCAGAGAGAGGGAAGAGAGAGAAUUGAGUCGAAUCUUGGCCGCCGUAGUUCAGGGCCAAGAAAGGAAGGGAGAUAGGGGGGAGCUCGAAAGGGGCUGAAGCUGGAUAAAGAUCAAUGUGCCUAUUACAAAGAAAAAGGGCACUGGGCCAGAGAGUGCCCCAAGAAGCCUGGCGGACCCCGAAAGCCUCGACCACGAACCUCCCUCUUGGCUCUAGAUAAAGAUUAGGGAGGUCAGGGCCAGGAGCCCCCCCCCCCGAGCCCAGAGUAACGCUUAAAGUUGGGGGGCAGCCGGUUACUUUCCUGGUAGACACAGGAGCCCAGCAUUCAGUCCUCACCCAAGCUUCAGGACAACUCAGCGAACGGACAGCCUGGGUACAAGGAGCUACUGGUGAGAAACAAUACCGAUGGACUACGGACCGCCGGGUUCAGCUGGCUACCGGUAAGGUGACCCAUUCCUUCUUACAUGUUCCGGACUGCCCGUACCCUCUGCUGGGCCGUGACCUGCUCACCAAACUAAAAGCACAAAUUCAUUUUGAGGAAGGAGGGGCCCGAAUAACUGGCCCCCACGGAACUCCCCUUCAAGUUCUAUAAAUAUAGACUAUAUAAACUGAGACAGGACAAGCCACAAUCCCUAGAAAUAGACACUUGGGUCACAAAUUUUCCACUGGCUUGGGCAGAGACUGGUGGGAUGGGGUUGGCGCUCCAACAGCCCCCCUUAAUUAUACAGUUAAAGGCCACUACAACUCCAGUCUCCAUAAAACAAUACCCCCUGUCACAUGAAGCUUAUCAAGGUAUAAGGCCUCACAUUAUGAGGCUUCUGGAUCAAGGCAUCCUAGUCCCCUGCCGGUCGCCUUGGAAUACGCCUCUUCUGCCUGUUAAGAAACCUGGCACUGGAGAUUAUAGGCCAGUACAAGACUUGAGAGAGGUCAACAAGAGGGUAGAAGAUAUUCAUCCGACUGUUCCAAACCCUUACAAUUUGCUCAGUACACUGCCCCCUACACAUACUUGGUAUACGGUUUUAGACCUGAAAGAUGCCUUCUUUUGCCUCCGGCUGAGCCCGAAAAGCCAACCCUUAUUUGCCUUUGAGUGGAAAGACCCUGAAAUAGGGCUUUCAGGACAAUUAACUUGGACAAGACUGCCUCAAGGGUUUAAAAACAGUCCAACGCUCUUUGAUGAGGCCUUACAUCGGGACUUAGCUGACUUUAGGGUUCAGCAUCCCACCCUCAUACUCCUGCAAACCUUUUGAACUGUUCAUCGAUGAGAAACAGGGGUAUGCUAAAGGGGUCCUAACACAAAGGUUGGGACCCUGAAAACGCCCUGUGGCCUACCUGUCUAAGAAAUUGGACCCUGUGGCCUCCGGCUGGCCACCGUGCCUAAGGAUGGUGGCUGCUAUUGCUGUCCUGAUCAAGGACGCUAGAAAAUUGACUUUGGGACAGCCACUCACCAUCCUAGCACCCCACGCAAUAGAGGCCUUGAUAAAGCAGCCCCCAGACCGCUGGCUCUCUAAUUCCCACAUGACCCACUACCAAGCCUUGUUACUGGAUGCAGAACGGGUUCAGUUUGGGCCCGUAGUCGCCCUCAAUCCUGCCACCUUGCUUCCUCUACCAGAGGAGACAGAACAGCAUGACUGCCUACAAAUCCUCGCAGAAGUACAUGGAACCAGGCCGGACCUAUCGGACCAGCCUCUUCAGAAUGCUGACCACACAUGGUACACAGAUGACAACAGCUUCUUGGCAGAGGGAGAGCGAAAGGCUGGAGCUGCAGUCACUACGGAGGACAAAGUGAUUUGGGCGAAAGCCCUGCCUGCAGGUACCUCCGCACAACGGGCUGAACUCAUCGCCUUGACUCAGGCGCUCAAGAUGGCAAAAGGUAAGAGGCUAAAUGUAUAUACAGACAGCCGUUAUGCCUUUGCCAUGGCACACAUCCACGGGGAGAUCUAUCGGAGGCGGGGGCUGCUCACAUCUGAGGGUAAAGAUAUUAAAAAUAAGGCUAAAAUUCUGGCCCUCUUAGAAGCCCUAUUCUUGCCCAAAAGACUGAGUAUUAUACAUUGUCCAGGACACCAGAAAGGGCACAACCCAGAGGCACGAAGAAACCGGCUGGCCGAUGCCACGGCGCGAGAAGCGGCCAUGAGCAAACAAAUCUUGCCCUUAAAUAGCCCAGACCAACCCACGCCCCCACCAGUGGGACAAACCAGUUGGGUUUAUGCCCAUGAGGACAUAGAGCUCCUAGAAAAAAAAUGGGGGCCAUCUACCACCCUCAACUAAAACAGUGGGUCUACAAAAAAAAGACAGUUAUGCCAAUAAAAAUGACUUUUAAAUUGAUCUCCUUUUUACAUAAAUUAACCCAUUUGGGGUUUAAGAAGAUGAAAACCUUACUAGAUCGGGAAGAGAUAAAUCUGUGGGUUUUUUUUUUUUUUUUUUUUUUUUGAAUCGGGACAAAGCGAUACAAAAGGUGACUGAGAGUUACAAAGCAUGCGCUCAGGUUAACCCGGGAAGGACCAUGAUUGGACAAGGAGUUCGUCCUAGGGGACACCGUCCCGACAUCCAUUGGGAAAUUGAUUUUACUGAAAUUAAACCAGGUAUAUAUGGAUACAAGUAUCUCCUAGUGUUUGUAGACACCUUCUCAGGAUGGGUCAAAGCCUUCCCCACGAAGCACGAGACUACAAAAAUGGUCACCAAGAAGCUCCUCGAGGAAAUCUUUCCCA